This is a messenger RNA of Pungitius pungitius (ninespine stickleback), 1371 nucleotides long. It is a transcript of the gene ftsj1, whose product is annotated as FtsJ RNA 2'-O-methyltransferase 1. Gene Ontology annotation, molecular function: tRNA methyltransferase activity. NCBI's taxonomy places the organism in Eukaryota, Metazoa, Chordata, Actinopteri, Perciformes, Gasterosteidae. The record is from RefSeq and is a predicted model, not a curated record. The transcript has 11 exons. Gene Ontology annotation, cellular component: cytoplasm. Gene Ontology annotation, biological process: tRNA methylation; cytoplasmic translation. Bases 250 to 1209 code for a protein of 319 amino acids.
GUGGUGCUGUUGUUCAACAUGUGUUGUAUAUAAAUGUGUAUGUUUUCGACCGGGGGCCAAACGCUAAUCUAACGUUACGUGACGCGAAUUUAAAGGAACUUUUACGCCAAACCCCGCUGUGAAAAAGUGCGCGAUAACAAUGUGUCGUAAACGAUGACCGAUAUUUGGACUCUUCGUUAAAUAACUUAAUCAGGCUAAAGCACGAGGACUGGUAGUGUCCGUUAAAGGUGUGAGGGGUGAGAGGUCACAAUGGGUCGCUCCUCCAAAGACAAGCGGGACAUUUAUUACCGCCUGGCCAAAGAAGAGGGCUGGAGAGCCAGGAGCGCCUUCAAGCUGCUGCAGCUCGACCUCGAGUUCAACCUGUUCACAGGUGUGUCCAGAGCCGUCGAUCUGUGUGCGGCGCCCGGCAGCUGGAGUCAGGUCCUCAGUCGGAAACUCAGAGGGCAGGAGGGGGCGGGCGACGCUGGGGAGGAGGUGAAGAUCGUGGCGGUGGACCUGCAGGCCAUGGCCCCCCUGCCGGGAGUCACUCAGAUUCAGGGAGACAUCACCAAGGUGUCGACGGCUCAGGAGAUCAUCCGUCACUUCGAGGGUCAGCCGGCCGACCUGGUGGUGUGCGACGGAGCUCCGGACGUAACCGGUCUCCACGACGUGGACGAGUACAUCCAGGCCCAGCUCCUCUUGGCCGCUCUGAACAUCACGACUCACGUCCUGAAACCCGGAGGGACCUUUGUGGCCAAGAUCUUCAGAGGGAAGGACGUGACUCUGCUGUACUCUCAGCUGAAGAUCUUCUUCAGCGGUGUGACCUGCGCAAAGCCUCGCAGCAGCAGGAACUCCAGCAUUGAGGCCUUCGUGGUGUGCCAGAAUUACUCUCCUCCCGACGGUUACGUCCCCAACAUGUCCAACCCUCUGCUGGAUCAUUCCUACGAUGUGGACUUCAACCAGCUGGAGGGUCCGAACCGCAUCAUCGUUCCCUUCCUGGCGUGCGGUGACCUCAGCGCUUUCGACUCGGACAGGACUUACCCUCUGGAGUUGAAUGCUGACAAACCGUACCAGUACACCCCCCCCACCCAGCCGCCGAUACGGCCCCCCUACCAGCAGGCCUGCCACCUGCGCAAAAACAACCUGCUGUCCCGGGAAGACGCUCCGUCCAACCAGAGUCAAGAGGAGGGGGAUCCACCCGACAAGUCGUCAAAGGAACAGCAAUGUUAGCUUAGCACAAAGCGGGGGGGGGGUUGGCUAGCUUUUUCCAUAGGCUAACUUUGUACUAAACAUAAAGGUAUCCUUUUUCUUUUGUGACAGAUCUGUUAGGUGCAAGGAAUUGUAAACAUUUUAUAUUUAAAAAUAAAAGUUAUCUCUUUGGAGGCAAACCAA